Molecule: messenger RNA, 1429 nt
Organism: Cutaneotrichosporon oleaginosum
Lineage: Eukaryota; Fungi; Basidiomycota; Tremellomycetes; Trichosporonales; Trichosporonaceae
Source: RefSeq, a predicted model, not a curated record
CGUAUGACAAGAUGGGCGUAGGGUACGACUUCCGUGCCAACUUCUGGAAGGCAUUCGUCGAGAAGAUGCCCAGUGCCGAAGUUCUCAACGGAGACGUUCAGCUGGAGGCCUAUAGGAACAAUCUCGAGAAGGCAAGCAUGUACUUUGCGGCUGGUUUUCAGGUACCCCGACCCAAAGACGCCCAGUUGUUGGCAGCAUUCGAGGACUUCCUUCCCUUUUACCCAUGGGAAGACCGCGUCGUCCGCAAGUCAGACGUCCAGCUGGCGUUCGAGCGAUCCGCGCAUGGGGAGCCCUUCCGCGAUCUCCUUAAGCGCGGGCAAACUGGUGGUAUCAACGCGUACUGGACCCACUUCUUCAAGCGGUUCUCUCCUAGGUGGGUAAACACUUAUCCGGCCCUUCUGCAGACGGACACCCUACCAAAUGUUGAAAAGUCGCCUCGCAAGCGGCGAACCUCUGCUCCUCGGACUAAGCUUGCGCACCAGUCUUCCAUGCCGGACAUUGAGUAUCUUGCCAUUGAGCAGCAAAAUACUGGGUCAUACGCGUCCUCAAGCAAGCCUACAACUCCAGCUAUGCCCCCGUUCCCGGACUCGCUCGCCGGGCCAGAUCCUGCAUCGGUACCGUUUAUGGAGUCCAGGCUGGCCACAAACCAGUUCUGUAAGCUCCAGGACACCCCCAUGCUCCCACAGAGCAGUACGCAGCCAGCACCCCCUCUUCUGGAAGAUCUGUUCCAGAUGUUUUUGCCCACUGAAUCUGGGUCCCUUGCGCUACCCCACUUUGUCUUUCCCCAGGGGGAGUCGAACGAGGGCUGCACCAACUUGGGUCCCCCUUCCUUGACGGGUGUUCCAGAUGUGGACGGAAACGGGCGUGACAGUCGCCCUCUUCCUUCAUUGGGAGGCUCAUCUAGGCCAUAUGACUUGUCGAGAUUCCUGCAUCCAGAGCCGCAUCCGUCAAAUCUGGGAGCCUCGAUGUCGAUGAUCGCCUCCCCUUCGCUGCCCAACCUACCAUCCUCGAUUCUUGAUCCUGCUGACCCAUGCGGUGCACAGCAAUCACACACGCACGGGCCAGACUUGGGCCCUUCCUACGACCCCGCGUUAGCCGUGACAUUUGCCACUCUGGAGGAGCUUUUCAAUCCUCACUCUUUACAACCUGGCCCCGACACGGCGGCUGUUGGGUUCGAGCAGUCUCAGGCCCGGAACGACAGUUUCAGCAACGGUGCGCAUUUCUUGGGCCAAUUCGACGAUGCCGACGAAGACGGCUCAGGCUUCUACUGAACUACGCCCAACCUACAGCUCUUACGUCCUUCUGCUAAUGUGGCCCACAGCAUGGCCACUUCUCAUGUUGUAAGCAUCCUUGACGAGUUGCGAUCAUGUCACGCCUACUGUAUAUGCACAAUGCAUCUCCGUCCAUCUGCCGCACCCGCAGCACUUGG